UUGGCCGAACACUGUGAUAAACGUUUCAAAAUUGUAUAAAUCGCAAUGAAAUAGGAACAUCAUUGAUAGCAUUGGUAAAUUGGUAUUUGUAGUAUUUUGCAUCGAUUUCUCUGGCGGCCCAUACGAGUUACUUACGGUGGAGCGGUGAACGAAUGAAUUACCGUUCUGCGCUGCGUACUGAAAUCCGGUAUUACCGUUGCGACAGCGGUCGUUCAGUCGUUACUCGUUAGCAUUCCGAAGCGCACGUAAAACGUCGAGACACGUCGACGCGGGCGUCGCAGUGUCGCACUCAGUCGCAGUCGAUCCGUGGUAUUUACGUAUUAACCGUCAUCCAGUCAGGUGUUCGUCAGUCGUCUACACGUUUGGACAUUGCGCAGUUCCGGGCGUCCGUACCCCCGGAAGAUGAGUGAACAAGCGGAAAACAAGCCCGUGAGGGUCUGGUGCGACGGGUGUUUUGACAUGGUGCACUUUGGUCACGCAAACUCGCUACGACAAGCCAAAGCGUUGGGACAUUAUCUGGUCGUAGGCAUACACACCGAUGACGAAAUCACAAAGCACAAAGGUCCACCGGUUUUCACAGAACAAGAGAGGUCCAAAAUGGUGAGAGCCAUAAAAUGGGUGGAUGAAGUAGUAGAAGGGGCUCCUUACGUUACAAAUCUCGAAACUUUGGAUCAACAUAAUUGUGACUUUUGUGUUCAUGGAGAUGAUAUAACAGUUACAGCAGAUGGAGUUGAUACUUAUCAUCUUGUUAAAAAAGCGAACAGAUAUAAGGAAGUGAAACGAACUGAAGGAAUUUCAACUACGGAUGUAGUUAGCCGCAUGUUGUUAAUGACAAGACAACAUUUUUACAAGGGUGAUAAAGAAUAUGAAGUGGAGAAAGAGCAUUCCUCAGUGAUGGGUCAAGACAAGGCUGCCAGAAGUCCAUGGACUGGAUGUUCACAAUUCUUACCUACUACCAAUAAAAUAAUUCAAUUCAGUGAAGGCAUCGAACCUAAGCCCACUGAUAGAGUAGUAUACGUUGCUGGUGCUUUCGAUAUAUUUCACGUUGGUCACUUGGAUUUUUUAGAAAAAGCCCAUCAGCAUGGUAAUUUUCUUAUUGUUGGAUUGCACACGGAUCCAGUGGUUAACCAAUACAAAGGCUUGAAUUACCCAAUUAUGAAUUUACAUGAACGAGUCUUGAGUGUUCUUGCCUGCAAAUAUGUAUCUGAAGUUGUUAUUGGAGCGCCGUACAGUGUAACGGCUGAUUUAAUGAAACAUUUUCAUGUUGAUGUUGUGUGCCAUGGUAAAACACCAGUAAAAAUGGAUAUAAACGGUGAAGACCCAUACGCGCUUCCAAAAUCGAUGAAUAAAUUUGUGAUAGUUGAUUCAGAAAAUAACAUGACUACAGAAAAGAUUGUCGAGCGUAUUAUAAUUCAUAGACUCGAGUUUGAAGCUAGGAAUUUCAAAAAAGAAGCUAAGGAGUUGGCAAUCAUCAAACAAAUGGAAGACCAGUUAGAAAAAAUAAAAGUAGGAUCAUGCUAGUAUUGUUUGAGUUAAUUUUUAAUCGAUCGUAAAUUGUGCUUAUAUUAAAUCAUGUAAUUGGUUAUUCAUCCAAAUAAUUUUAAUACCAUGUUACCAAUCAAUACAUUGAUCAUUUUCUUCUCUAUGUAUCUGUAUUUGUUGUUUGAUUUAUAUUUAUUUAUUAUUUAUUAUUAUUAUUGGCUAAUUAUACAAUACCUACAAUACCUUUAAACUAAUUUAUGUUUUUAUGUUUUAAAGUAUUAAGUACAUACCUAAGACCUAUUAAUUAUUAUCCAUCUGAACCUACCCGGGAUUUUUACUAUAUCCACUGAAUAAAUUAAUAGAAAAAUAAAUGAAGUUUUUUCUGUGAUACAUUAAUUAUUUGAUAUUAUAUAGACGGUGAUGGACGUUUAGGGUACUUGGUUUGGUUAAUUUUAUUUAUUUUUAUUAAUUUUGUUAAACAUUUGUUAUAAAAUGUAGUGCCAAAAAUAAUAAACAUAAGCAUAUUGUCAAAAAUUACAUUACUUACAGAAACAUAUUGUCUGUUGUUUCCAUUCUAGUUAAAACAAAUUAUUUGUAUUUUAACUAAUUACAAAAAAGUAAUUAAAAAAAAUACUUAACAACUAAUUACAUUUUUAAUCACUAGGAUGUCUGUAAUGGAUAGCUGCAUUUAUAUUUAUGUCCUAAAUGUAUAUAGAGCAUAAA
Messenger RNA from Acyrthosiphon pisum (pea aphid), 2205 nucleotides. RefSeq names its product phosphoethanolamine cytidylyltransferase (gene Pect). Gene Ontology annotation, molecular function: ethanolamine-phosphate cytidylyltransferase activity. Gene Ontology annotation, cellular component: cytoplasm. Lineage: Eukaryota; Metazoa; Arthropoda; Insecta; Hemiptera; Aphididae. Bases 403 to 1521 code for a protein of 372 amino acids. Gene Ontology annotation, biological process: phosphatidylethanolamine biosynthetic process. The transcript is spliced from 8 exons. The record is from RefSeq and is a predicted model, not a curated record.